Molecule: messenger RNA, 3405 nt
Organism: Morchella importuna
Lineage: Eukaryota; Fungi; Ascomycota; Pezizomycetes; Pezizales; Morchellaceae
Exons: 8
Coding region: 1-3405 (1134 amino acids)
Biological process (GO): calcium ion transmembrane transport; intracellular calcium ion homeostasis
Cellular component (GO): membrane; endomembrane system
Molecular function (GO): calcium:proton antiporter activity
Source: RefSeq, a predicted model, not a curated record
AUGAGCAGUCAGAAAAAUCCCUCUGCCUCUUCUGGAAAUUCAUAUUCCGCUGAAGCCGCACCCUCUCCCUCAAACCCUAGAUCCGUGCCUAGUUCGCAGCAGCGACAGGCAUCACAACUGUCACAGAUGUCCAGCUACGAGUCUGGGGGUCCGUAUUCCGAGAGCGCCCAAUCUGCUGGAACUGUACGGCGCAUCAACAACUCUGGCACUGAAGGGAGCACUGAGGUCCCUAGCUCUCUUGAUUCAUUCACAUCUGCUCUAUCGAACAAUCCGUCCGAACACCAGCUGACCGCGCAGAACACGGAUCAUCUUACCACCGGCGGCACGGGUAGAUUAUCAAGGACAUCAUCCGCCGCUUCCUCACUUAGAGGGCGUUUUUCGUCAUCAGAUAAGAAGCCGCGAAGACCCUCAGCCACCCGUAGGGCCUCUACCCUAUUUCAACCUCAUAAAGGGCAGGAGUUCAGCGUGGAUGAUGAGACCGACGAGGUAGAAGUCGAUCUGGAGCAAAAACAACGUGGGCACGGAGGUACAGGAUAUACAGCGAUGAGACGGCACUCAAAUAUCUUACGACGAAGGGGUACACAACCUCUUCCUAAUGUCGACAGCACGGACGACGAGGGCGACAGUACUGAAACGGCGGGUCCCAUCGAGGAACAGAGCGGCGAAGAUGAAGAGGAGCAGCAAGAUGAUGGCGAGGAGGAGGGUACCGUUAGGGCGGAUGAUUAUGAACCUAGCGACGCCGGCAGUGUGGAAUCCUUUACAUUGAAAGACCGUCAAGAGGCCAUAAACGUCACACAUCCAUUCGGUAUUAGGAUAUGGAAACCUGCGCUUUACAAGAAAAACCGUUCGGUGCAGCGUACGGCAGAAGGAGACAUUCAUUCGGCUCCAGGAGGACGUGUCGGGGGCGCUUUGUUUCUGGUAAACAUCUUGUGGGUCGCACUGUUUGGGUGGUGGCUUUCCCUAGUAAUUUGCGUUGCUGCGGCGACCUGUUAUAUUUUCUUUUUUACCCUGAGCGCCAGGGAAUACGGCCGGGUCCUCCUUGGACUGGCUGCAUAUCUAUUUUAUCCUUUUGGGCAUUUUGUGGAACUUAAGCAAGACGACGCUUAUGCAGAAGAAGAUGAGGGCGAAGGAAGAAGCAUCAGCGAGUACGAACAGUGGCAGGCAGGUGACAUUGAGGAGGGGAGGACAUUCUUUGGACCUCAUACGCCCAGCAGAACACUGAUCGGGAGAAGAAGAGAGAGCCUUGAUUCGGUGGACGUCGAUUCGACUCUAGGAACUGGCGAAAGAACAGGACUUUUGAGCGGAGCGCCAGCAGACCGCGGAAAGAAAAGACGACUCUUUGGUCGUGGGGAGUGGAAUGUUGGUAGAGUCUUGUUCUUCGUCUGGUUCUAUUUUAUCAUUGCGCCACUUUUAAUUUUAGUUUCGGGUAUCUGCUGGUUGUUGGUAUUCACCAUCCCGAUGGCUAAGGUUACCUCCCUCUUGUUUGAUCACCUCCGCCGGCACCCUUUGGCGCUUUCGUUCCAUUCAGAUCAUACUUAUACCAGGAGGCCUGGAACCCCAUCGACUUCCAUCUUGCUGUGCACGUACCGUGCUGUCGGCUGGAAAUACUACAAGUAUACUAUAGAUGGGACCAAUAUCUUCUUUAUUAAUCUUAUGACCCUCGUGAUCUUCGUUAUUGCCGACCACUACGUCUUAAGGGGAAUGUUUGGAAUUAUUAACCCCCUGACUUCUCCUGCAACAGUAUUCACCCUAUCUUUAUUCUCCGUCAUUCCACUGGCGUACUUUAUCGGACAAGCUGUGGCUUCCAUCUCCGCUCAGUCAAGUAUGGGGAUGGGCGCAACUAUCAACGCAUUCUUCUCGACUAUAGUCGAAGUUUACCUAUACUGUGUUGCAUUGACUGAAGGGAAGGGUAGGUUGGUGGAGGGCAGUGUUGUAGGCAGCAUCCUGGUCGGUGUUGUUUUCAUGCCCGGAUUGAGUAUGUGCUCGGGCGCAAUCAAAAGAAAGACCCAACGUUUCAAUGCCAGAUCUGCCGGUGUUACCUCCACCAUGUUGCUUUUUGCAGUGAUUGGUGCUUUUGCCCCCACCCUUUUCUAUCAAAUUUAUGGAACAUACGAACUUAGUUGCCGUGCAUGUUCACCGCAUGUAGACAAAGCAGAAUGCCGUCGAUGCUCAUUUACCCAGACACCGCCCACUACGAACAAUGAUUUCUAUAGAGAUGUUGUUCAACCAUAUACGUACCUUUGCGCAGUAUUUCUUUUCAUUUCAUACAUCAUUGGAUUGUGGUUCACUUUGAGGACUCAUGCUGCUGUCAUCUGGACAGCACCUACAGUUCAGGCCCAAAUCCCACCCAGCCAUGCAGCUGUGGAUGCUGUCCGUGGAUCAUCACGUGGAAAUGAGGGAUCCUCUGCCGCUGAUGCCAGGAGUCCCAAUACUUUGAGGGACACUGGGCUAUAUAAGCGUAUCCUCGGGCAAACACAAAACAAUGUUGUCUUGAGAGGCGAGGCCGGUGGGCCCGGUCAAACUCUGCACAUGGUUCCACCAAGAUCUGCCAAUGAUGAGCUUCUGUCUUCUCCAGCUCCUGGUUAUGGCUCUAUAAGCGAUUCCAGGCAACCAAUACAGACAUCAGUCAACAUUCCAGGAUUGUCCCGUGAGGAGAAUGCACAAGUAUUCCGUGGGGUUGCAGAAAUGGCAGCUGUUGCAGCUACAGCUGCUGUCCAAGAUGUCCAGCGCCAUAGCGUAAGGAAGACUAGCGCAACGCCUAGACCUGCUUUGGUAUCCAUGCCUACUGUAGAGGAGGGAGUUCCCACUGCAGCACACGAUGCUGUGGGUGGACAUGAUGCCCCUAAUUGGAGUAAAGCGAAGAGUUCUAUCAUUCUUCUUGGAGCAACCGUCUUGUACGCCAUUAUCGCUGAGAUUUUGGUUGACACUGUCGAUGUUGUGUUGGAAAAUUUUGAGAUUGAUGAGAAGUUCUUGGGUAUCACGCUCUUUGCGCUUGUUCCAAAUACAACUGAGUUCCUGAACGCUAUUUCGUUUGCUAUGAAUGGGAACAUUGCACUCAGUAUGGAAAUUGGUUCUGCAUAUGCUUUACAAGUAUGUUUGCUGCAGAUUCCGGCGUUGGUCGCUUUCAGCGCGUUCUUUGCCAUGUCUCUGGAUCCGAAAGAACUCUUCAAUCAUACUUUCAGUUUGAUCUUUCCACAAUGGGAUUUGGUCACUGUUAUUCUUUGCGUAUUCCUGCUGUCGUACAUGUAUGGUGAAGGGAAGAGCAAUUAUUUCAAGGGUUCUAUUCUGAUUUUGAGUUAUCUUACUGUUAUGAUGGGCUUUUAUUUUAGCUCAUAUGCGCCGCAUUCUGAAUUAAUGGUUCUGGCAGUUGGGAACAAGGCAUUCUACGGCGAGAAUCCCUAUUAA